This is a messenger RNA of Megalopta genalis, 3786 nucleotides long. RefSeq names its product Methylcrotonoyl-CoA carboxylase 1 (gene Mccc1). Gene Ontology annotation, molecular function: metal ion binding; ATP binding; methylcrotonoyl-CoA carboxylase activity. Gene Ontology annotation, cellular component: mitochondrion. NCBI's taxonomy places the organism in Eukaryota, Metazoa, Arthropoda, Insecta, Hymenoptera, Halictidae. The record is from RefSeq and is a predicted model, not a curated record.
UAUGAUGAACAUAUCCAUAUACAGAUUCUACCGCCGGUAUAUUUCUCACGUAAUUUAAUUUUAGCCAAUUUUAGUUCUGUUGUUUACCAUAAGAUUGCAUGGUGACAGUGUUGUAAAAAGCAUUCAAGUACUUUGUUAAAAUUAUACAAGAUUUAUACAAAAAAACAAAUUCUAAUUUUCAGUUUCAUACAAAAUGAUAAACGAGCAAACCGUUUGUUGUGGAUGUUUCGAAUCAAUUUUGGUCGAUGAACGGAAAAACAUAUUUGACGAUAAUUUAUGGAUCUCUAUACAUCAGUACACCGAAAAUUUUAAAGAAACCAACGAGAGCAUGAAGCAAAUGAAAUUAAGCGACUGCAUCGAAUUAAUCACAGGUCGGAAGAUUGUAAGAAUGAACCAAAAGUUGGUCGAUUUGUGUCCUAAAUGUUUUCAAAAUGUACAGUCAUAUAUAAAUUUUCGCACUAGAUUAUUGCUUUCAUUGUGUUCCGAGAAAGACGAGAACAAAAGUACAAAUUUAAUUCAGAGUGAGAAGGAUUCAUGUUUGUUAGGAAAUACAACUACAAAUGACAAUAAAUUGUUAAAAGAGGAGACACUGGCUGAGUGUGCAGUAAAUAUAGUCGAGUCUGAUAUACCUUUGUAUAGUAUAAUCGAUAACAACAAUUCUAUAGAUAAUAUAAACGAAUUAGGUAAUGAACAGGAGAAUAAAGCCUCCAAUGAUUUAGAAAACUCUAGAAUUAAUUUUGGUACUUCGAUAUCCUGGCAUAUAGACUUAAAACAUCAAGACACCGAUAUAGAAUCAGAGAUAGAUGUCUGUUCUGGUGAGGACGAAGAAGUAUUGGAACUAGAUGACCAGAAAAGAACCAUUAAUAUCAUUGAGAUUGAUACAUCGUCGGAAUCGGAUAUAGAAGUGUGCGAUUAUGAACCAAUUGGAAAAAGAUUUAAAAAAUACCAAGUUUUUUCGCCACAUUUACUUUUUUAACUGUUUACUAUUUUUUUAAAUUAAUAACAUUGAAUUACAAACUUGCGAGAAGACUAGUAUUCAAAAUUUUGUUAAUAAUUGUACAUAGUUUAAAAUUUUAGAAAAGACAUGUAAUUAUCUUUAUAAGUUAAAUUUUACAUUGUGUUCAUAUAAUGAUUAUGUAAUUAAUUUAUUUAACAUAUUAUAGUGUUGUAACAUUUAAUUAUGAAAAUAUCAUGUAGAAUGGAAAUUAAUUUUUGUAAUUCAUUAGAGGAAAUGAUUGUACUGUAUUACCAAUGUUUGAUUUAUUUUUCUUCUUUGUGUAAUUUGUUAACCCAUUAGCUUAGUGGAUUAUGUAGUUGAUUUCUUUAUGUGAUGAUAUAUACAUAUUUGUACAUUUGCAUAUAUGUAUGUACGUAUGUAAUACAAAAUAAGAAUCGUGAUCUGCGUUUUUACAGAAAGAUCAUUAAUUUAUGUUAGUGAUGUAAUAAUCUUUGGAACCACAUAAAAACAAUGAUACAUAUAAAGUUAUCUUAUCUACUGGUGCACAGCAAUAUGCCCGUUUAACCUUUCGAUAAUAAUUGUAACUAUUGCCCCGUUUACGCGUAUACAUAAUUUUCGUUAUUCAGUGUGAAAAAGUGUAUAUAGUAAUAAUAAAUUAAACAAAAUUUAAUGACGUUAGCCAUUUCUUGUCUCAGCUUUUUAUAAAAUUCAGUACUCAGAGCAUGCAGAUCUCAAGAAUUUCAACCACCAGAUUUGGGAAAAUCUUAAUUGCGAAUAGAGGAGAAAUAGCAUGUCGUAUUGCAAAAACUGCCAAGAGGCUUGGAAUUCAAACUGUUGCUGUAUAUAGCGACGUGGAUCGUAAUUCUAUGCAUGUAAAGCAUGCAGACGAAGCAUAUUACAUUGGUCCAGCACCUUCUAGUCAAAGCUACUUGCAACAGGAUAAACUUGUAUAUAUAGCAAAAAAGUCAAAGUGUCAAGCAAUACACCCUGGUUAUGGAUUCCUUUCGGAAAAUGCAGAAUUUGCAGAACUUUGUGAGAAAGAGAACAUUACAUUUAUUGGACCACCAGCAAAUGCUAUUAGAAAUAUGGGAAUGAAGAAUACCUCAAAAGCUAUAAUGGUAGCAGCUGGAGUUCCUGUUAUAGCUGGAUAUCAUGGAGACGAACAAUCUAACGAAAGUUUGCUACUGCAAGCAAAACGAAUUGGUUUUCCAUUAAUGAUUAAAGCUGUUCGCGGUGGAGGAGGAAAAGGAAUGAGAAUUGCUUUCAAAGAGUCUCAGUUUAUGGAAGCUUUAGAAGCUGCGAGAACCGAAUCUGAGAAAGCAUUCGGCGAUGCAGCUGUAUUGCUUGAGCAUUAUAUUCCCGAAUCAAGGCAUAUCGAAGUUCAAGUCUUUGCAGACAUGCACGGAAAUAUUGUACAUAUGUUUGAAAGAGAUUGUUCUGUCCAGAGGAGACAUCAGAAAAUUAUCGAAGAAGCUCCUGCGCCUGGCAUAUCAACGGACAUAAGAUCAAAUCUAGGUGCAACUGCAAUUCGAGCAGCUAAAGCAGUAGGCUAUGUAGGUGCGGGUACUGUAGAAUUUAUAAUGGAUCGUAACGGAAAUAGUUUUCAUUUCAUGGAAAUGAAUACUCGUCUUCAAGUGGAGCAUCCCAUUACUGAAGCGAUUACUGGAUUGGAUUUGGUGGAAUGGCAAUUACGAGUUGCAGCAGGAGAAAAACUUCCACUAAGACAAGAAGAAAUCGGGUUCGUCGGGCAUGCAUUUGAAGCAAGAAUUUACGCCGAGAAUCCAAGGGAUGGUUUCCUACCAGGGGCUGGACAGCUGUUAUACUUGAGAACUCCCAAGGUUCUGCCCAAGAUGAUUAGAAUUGACACAGGAGUUCGCGAGAAUGACCAAGUAUCGGUACAUUACGAUCCUAUGAUUGCAAAAUUAAUUGUCUGGGGAAACGAUAGAGGAGAAGCAUUAGCCGUACUCAGAACGAAAUUAAACGAAUACAAUAUUGCCGGACUGGAUACCAAUAUAGAAUUCAUUAAGGAUUUAUGUUCUCAUCCCAGUUUUCGACAAGGUCAGGUACACACGGGAUUCAUAAAGGAACAUUACCAACAACUAUUUCCUAAAUUACGUGUCCCGCAGUCAGUCGCGAUGCAGGCUGUUCUUGCAUCAAUAUUUUACGAAGAUCUUCUGUCAUUACAAUCUUCGCUUACCACUGCCGACCCUUUCAGUCCGUUCGCUACAGAAAUUGGAUCGCGUUUAAAUCACAAUUUAACGCGAGCUUUUCGUUUUAAUGUUUGCGAUGAGGACAUCGAUAUCGAAGUAAAAUACAUUGAGCCAGAAGUUUAUUCUGUCAGAAUAAAUAAAAUUGGGCCGUGGAGAAAGGUAACGGGUAUGUUAUCGAAGAAAGACAACUCGUUAGAAUUGUGUACUGAAAUCGAUGGAAAUAUCACCAGCACGUCGAUAAUCAAGAUUAAUAAUAAGCUACAUUUAUUUACCAAAGAUCGAGAGUGGCAAUUCGUUGAACCCUCUAUGAAAUUUCUUUCUGAUGAUACAAGCACAAAUUCUGAAGUAGAUCCAUGCAAAGCGUUAAGUCCCAUGCCUGGUUUAGUAGAAAAACUGUUUGUUGCGAAAGGAAGCUUUGUAAAAGCUGGCGAUGCCUUGCUCGUUAUUACUGCUAUGAAGAUGGAACACGUCGUUAGAGCGUCCACAAACGGAACAGUUGAAGAAGUCUUGUGUUCAAUAGGCGAUAACGUGGCAAAGAAUAAGAUUCUUGUUAAAUUGAUUGAAUCUACAUCUUAAAAUAUAAAAAUUCAAAAUAAUAAAAAUGUUUGCCUUUUAUUA